UUUGGGCAGUCUGCAAUCGAUAGCGCGAUAGCCAGCAUGACAUUCCUUCGACCCUUGCCGGCGGGCCUGCAAAAGAUUGCCAUUGAGGAGCUCAAUGAGGUGCCCGAUCGCGUGGAGUCGGACAUCUGCGCAUUGAGGACAUGGCUGGAGAAGCUGCCACAUUUGCGUGCCUGCAUGGAGGAUCAGUUUCUGCUGAGCUUUCUGCGUGGUUCAAAGUUCAGUUUGGAGAAGGCCAAGCAGAAGAUCGAUCGGUUCUACACGUUGCAAGCGGUGAUACCAGAGAUCUUCAAUGAACAUCGCCUGGUGGACGAUCCGCAGGUGCUCGAGAUCAUUCGAAUGGGUGUUAUCCUGCGCAUUCCCCUGGACAAAGAGGACACUGGCCCAGCAGUGACCAUCAUUCGUGUGGGCUCCUACGACACUCAGAAAUACAAGUUCCAGGACAUCAUACGCGUGGGCUCCAUGUUCGGGGAGAUCAUGAUGCUCGAGGAUGAUAAUGCCACUGUCAGUGGCUAUCUGGAGAUCAUGGACAUGACGGGCGUGACGGCUGCCAAUCUCUUUGCCCUCCAGCCACAGCUCCUGAGCAAAUUCUCGGCCUACGCCGAUGAGGCGAUGCCCACGCGGCAGAAGGGCAUUCACUUUAUCAAUGUGCCCAAAGCCUUUGAAACGGGCUUCAAAUCGCUGCUCUCCUGGUUUCCCGGCAAGAUCAGAGAGAGGGUUUCUGUUAGCUCUGAUCCAGAGGCAAUCUUUGAGCGCGUCUCGCGUGAUUAUUUACCCGUGGAAUAUGGCGGCACGAAGGGCUCUAUGCAGGAUUUGUUGGAGGAAAUGGAAGCCAAGUUGGGCAGCUAUCGAGAGUACUUCGAGGGCACUCAGAUCUUUGGCAUCGAUGAGCAGCUGAGGGAGGAACAACGCUCGCCCGGCAACAGCCACGAGAGUCACUUUGGUGUGGAUGGCUCAUUCCGCCAGUUGGCCAUCGACCUCGACAAUUGUUCGUCGAUCGAUCGAAGCGUUCGCUCCCCCAAAAUGCCGCCUGCCAUCCGUCCGUUGAGCCCCGAGCUGCAGAAAGCUGCCGUGGAGAAGCUGAAUGAGAUUCCCGAGAAGAUUGAGGAUGACAUCGCGGCCCUGAGGGAGUGGAUCCGCCAGCAGCCCCACCUGAAGGCACGCACGGACGAUCAGACGCUGGUGAAUUUCCUGCGCGGCUGCAAGUACAGUCUGGAGCGCACCAAGUCCAAGAUUGAUCGUUUCUAUACGCUGAGGACCAAAUACCCGGACUUCUAUGCAGCCCACAAGGUGGAUGUGGACAAGCUGUUGGAGAUCUUUCGAUUGGGAGCCAUUCUCCUACUGCCGCGUCCCCUCAACGACAAUGGUCCCCGCAUUGCGCUGCUGCGGCAGGCUAUGUACGAUCCCAGUGUGUACACCUUUCAGGAGGUGAAUCAUGCCGCCGGACUCAUGCAACAGAUUAUGCUGAACGAGGACGAUGUGGCCAUUGUCAAUGGCAUGAUCUCCAUAUUGGAUCUGGCGAAUGUCACCGCGGGACACUUUCUGCACAUGACACCUUCGUUUGCUAAAAAGAUGACCGUCUUCCAGGAGGAGGCACUGCCACUGCGGCCCCAGGGUGUGCAUUUUAUCAACACUCCUGCGGGUUUUGAGACCAUCUUUAACAUGGUUAAGCCUAUGCUGUCCAAGAAGCAGCAGGGACGCCUCUAUGUCCAUGGCAACAAAUUGGAUGCCCUCUACGAUCAGGUGCCCCAAAAGUAUCUACCCAUCGAGUAUGGAGGCGAGAAUGGUUCCAUUCCGGACAUCAUUGCCGAAUGGGAGCAACGCAUCUUGACCUACAGAAGCUUCUGGGAUGAGGAGAACAACUACGGCACCGAUGAGAGCCUGCGACUGGGCAAAGCCGUUGAUUUCGAGAGCCUAUUCGGGCUGCAGGGUUCCUUCCGACAACUGAAUGUUGACUAAGGCCUUAAUGUGUACCCUCUAAUUGUGUUACUAAAUUUAGUCGAGCAAACUGCAGUCCA
Molecule: messenger RNA, 2015 nt
Organism: Drosophila subobscura
Lineage: Eukaryota; Metazoa; Arthropoda; Insecta; Diptera; Drosophilidae
Exons: 6
Coding region: 37-1956 (639 amino acids)
Cellular component (GO): membrane
Molecular function (GO): phosphatidylinositol bisphosphate binding
Source: RefSeq, a predicted model, not a curated record